This is a messenger RNA of Galleria mellonella (greater wax moth), 1469 nucleotides long. Its product is annotated as zinc finger CW-type PWWP domain protein 1-like. Gene Ontology annotation, cellular component: nucleus. Gene Ontology annotation, molecular function: zinc ion binding. Lineage: Eukaryota; Metazoa; Arthropoda; Insecta; Lepidoptera; Pyralidae. Bases 104 to 1297 code for a protein of 397 amino acids. The transcript has 6 exons. The record is from RefSeq and is a predicted model, not a curated record.
ACCCGCGGCAUCGAGCGCACAUAAUAACUGCUCUUUAUAAUCCCUCCAUUUAUCUGUUUUUGGAUUAAAAUGUCCCGGAAGCACUAUAUUGUGCGACACAAAAAUGUCUUCAAGGAAAAAGAAACAAAAGAAAAAUUUUACUCUUAGAUAUUCAGAGGCAACAGAAAACACUGUAACCCGGACAAAAAGUGCGCCUAAGGAUGCCCUUAGCCAACCAGCUCCAGGCCUGUCCCAACGCGAGAAGCUCCUGUGGCUGCAGAAACGUCGCAAGCCCGGCUUAUGGGUGCAAUGCGAUGACUGUGACCGCUGGCGGUACCUUGCUCAUGUCAUCGACAGCCACGAAUUACCGAAGAAGUGGUUUUGCCGAAUGAACCCAGAUCCCACCAUGGUAAGCUGCUCUGCUCCCGAAAUUCCGAUACCAUUGAAGGACGAGGAAGACCUGAUCUACAGUGAGUACUCCGCUGGGUCGGUGGUCUGGGCGCGCCUACAGGGCUGGCCAUGGUGGCCUGCUAUGGUUGACGAUUGCCCUGACACGGAACGUUUUUAUUGGCUAGACGGUUUCUCUGACAUACCCACUCAUUAUAACGUUGUAUUCUUCGAUGCCAUCGAAGUCACACGAGCUUGGAUUAAAUGUAAUCAACUGAAACCAUUCAGUGCCAAUAAGAAAAAUUUUAACUAUUUAUUUAAAGACAAAAGAUAUAAACAACGGUUAGAAGUAGCCGUGAAACAAGCUGAUGAUGCUAAUAUGUUACCAUUGAAACAUCGUCUAUCCAAAUAUUGUUUCAUAACCAGAUACACCGGAACAAUUAUUAAUCCUAAGAAAAUAAAGAAGAAAACAUUACAAAAAUUUAAAAAUCAAUUAAAAAGAAAGCUAAAUAUUGAUUUCUCCAGUGAUAGCACCAGUGAUACAGAUAACAGUUCAGAACUUGAGAUGACUGUAUCCAAAGAUGCAUCUGUUAAUAAAUCUAAUAUUAUUCUUUUGGGGACGCCGAAGAAAACAAAAGAGGCAGCGAAUAGUAAAGCUAAUAGCAAUAAAAUUGUCACUCGUAAAGAAAUUCUCGCAGAUAAUAAUUUAUCUGAAGACAAUGUCACUAGUACUUCAGUUAUGAAAACAAAAUAUGAAGACAUACCGCCGGAUUCAAUGACCGUGCAAAUAAGUAGCUCCGAAAUCGAUAACUCCAGUGUUGACGGUGUGCACAUGACCAGCAUUGAUAAGGAUACUCCGGGAUCACCGCGUCCGUCUAACCAAAACGUCAUACAUGUUUCAUCACCAAACAGCGAUGAUUUUGAUUUUUAAUUAUAAUUUUUUUUUUAUGUUAUCUACCUUUGAUGUUAGAGUAUAAGAUUUAUCUUAAUUGCAUAUUGCAUGGUCUUUCUUUAUAUGUCUUUAUAAUAAUAAGUACUAACAUGUAUAAGUUAGAUAUAAUUUAUUUAACUAAUAAAUAAUAUAAUAAACUUCUUUAAAGGUU